AGGUGGUGAAAAUGAGAAUGAAGUUGAUCAAUCAAUCGACCCUAAUCUGCUAUAUUUACCAGUGACCGAUGGUUCCUUAGAACUAUUUAGACAUUUUGCUAAACACAUCAAUCUUGAAGAUAUUGAGAAAGAGCCAGAGCUCAUCAAUUGGAGCCAUGAGCAUACACUAAUCCUUUUUGAUGUGCAAACGGACGAUGAUAUCNUGUUUAGACAUUUUGCUAAACAUAUCAAUCUUGAAGAUAUUGAGAGAGAGCCAGAGCUCAUCGAUUGGAGCCAUGAGCAUACACUAAUCCUUUUUGAUGUGCAAACGGACGAUGAUAUCAAGGAUGAAAUUAUAUUAUGUGAUGGUUGCGUCCAACCUAUAUCAUUUCCGUUUUACUGUUGUGGUGAAUGCAACUAUUUUCUCCAUUUAAGUUGCGUCAACUUAUCACCAGAAUUGCAGCACCCAAUUCACCAUGAACACCCAAUGAAACUUUGUAGGUAUACAGAAUUCUACAAGACCUUCUGGUGCUAUGCUUGCCGCGUAUACACCAAUGGAUUCUUCUACACAUGUGAAACAUGUGAAUUCUUCCUUGAUGUCAAAUGUGCUUUCCUACCUACUUCGAUUGCACAUCAAGCUCACAAGCAUCCAUUGGUUCAAGUGAAAGGUUCAAAACAUCUCUGCAAGGCAUGUGAUAAUACCUUCUCUACAAACGGCUAUGGAUGUGAAGCAUGCAAGUUCAAUCUUGCGCAUAGCUGUGCCCUAUUUCCCAAUACCAUUACGCAUAGAUGGGACAAACAUCCCCUCAUACUAUCCUAUCCUCCAUUCAGUGAACAUCCUGAUGAGUUCCAUUGUGAAAUGUGUGAGAACGAAAUAAACCCCAACUAUUGGAUCUAUCAUUGUAAUAAUUGUGAUCAAUCAUUUCAUCCAAACUGCAUUAUAGACAAAUAUUCAAACGUCAAGUAUGGGGGCACCCUUAAAAUUAACCGUCACCCACACACUCUAAAAUUUGUACGGAAGGCAAGAAAAAGGUCCUCGUAUUAUAGCUGUGGUGCUUCUUCUGAUAGUGAUAAACCCAUAUUUGAAUGUGUAGAGUGCAAUUAUACAUUAUGCUUAAAAUGUAUUACUUCGAAUAUUUAG
Messenger RNA from Ilex paraguariensis (yerba mate), 1120 nucleotides. The record is from the annotation of a GenBank genome assembly. Lineage: Eukaryota; Viridiplantae; Streptophyta; Magnoliopsida; Aquifoliales; Aquifoliaceae.